Messenger RNA from Mytilinidion resinicola, 546 nucleotides. RefSeq names its product DUF1768-domain-containing protein. Lineage: Eukaryota; Fungi; Ascomycota; Dothideomycetes; Mytilinidiales; Mytilinidiaceae. The annotation marks the transcript as partial. The transcript is spliced from 2 exons. The record is from RefSeq and is a predicted model, not a curated record.
CCAGAACCCCACCAACGCACUCCCAAAACACCCGCCCCAAACCCCCCUCCCGAAGACCCAAACCCCACCCUCUUCUUCUACUACCCAGACGAGAAACCCUACGGCAUCUUCUGCCAAUGGCACCCCUCCCCCUUCACCGUCCCCACCACCUCGCUGCAGUUCAUGAUGUGCGCUAAGGCGCUCUACUUCGCCGACUACGCUGCCGCGGCGCGCAUCCUGGCAUCCAAGGCGCCCAAGGAGCAGCAGGCGCUCGGCGCGACCGUCGCGGGGUUCUCGUCGGAGGCGUGGGGGCGCGUCGAGCCGGGGGAGCAGCGCAUGGUCAAGGAGCGGGUGGUGGAGCAGGGGAAUUGGUACAAGUUUACGCAGAAUCGCGCGUUGCGGGAGGUAUUAUUGGGCACUGGGGAGAGGGAGCUGGCGGAGGCGGGGAGUAAGGAUCGCACGUGGGGGAUUGGGUAUACGGCGAAGAAUGCGGAGAAUUAUAGGGCGUAUUGGGGGGCUAAUCUUUUGGGGGGGUGUUUGAUGAGGGUUAGGGGGAGGAUUAGGGAG